Mercurialis annua (annual mercury) is the source of this 742-nucleotide messenger RNA. RefSeq lists its product as uncharacterized. The transcript has 2 exons. The record is from RefSeq and is a predicted model, not a curated record. Lineage: Eukaryota; Viridiplantae; Streptophyta; Magnoliopsida; Malpighiales; Euphorbiaceae. Bases 103 to 597 code for a protein of 164 amino acids.
CAAUACAACCAAAACAGUAACUUCCGCGUCCAUUUUUGUUCUCCAAAGCUCAUAAUCCAAUUCAAUUAAAAUCAGAACAAAUUCUGCUGAAAUCGAAAGAAAAUGGAUAAGUACAGUAUAAUUAAAGUAUGUGCACUUCUUCUGAUCGUAUAUUGUUUAGCUUUUCCGGCGGCAGGAGACGAAGCUCGACGGAAUAAUGAAGAUCAAGGAGAAAUUAAGAGAUCGAGAGCGGCAGUUUUCUCAGAGAUGGUGAUGAAUAAGUUGAAUCCGUUCUCUGCAUCUUCUUCUCCGGUUGAUCGUGAUGCUUCUAGUGGUGGAACCAGUGUAACGUUCUGGGACAGAGUGAAGACCAUGAUUCACCGAGUUGAAUCGCACUUUCAUCCUCCAAAUCUCGAUUUCAGAGGCGGCGGCGAGGACGGCGGUGAGAAGGUAAAAGAGGCGGUGGCGGAGAGUUUGGGAAAGACGAAAGCAACGAUGGAAGACAGUGCGAAAUCCGCCGCCAAAUUAGCGACAGAAACGCUGCAUAAAGCGAAGGAUAAUCUGAAAACAAAGCUGUCUCAUCAUGCACCGGAAGAUUCCGAUCAGAAUGAACUUUGAUCGGUGUAUGUAUAUGUAUAAAUUUUGUAUUGCUAUACUGUAUAUGCAACUGUGUUUUGUACGGGAUUGAAUGCCUUCUCUAUUUCGAUUUCAUGACGGAAAAUAUAAAUAAAAUUGAUACCAAAACUAGGUAUUUCAAUUUAAA